GAACGAUGCCUGCCAAUGAUUGCCCUGUUUCUGGACACCGCAGACGCGCCCAGCUCGCCGGCGCCCUACUUCCACAUGGGGGGCGACGAGGUGCACCUCGGCUGCUGGAACUCGUCGCGCGAGGUGGUGGACUACAUGAGCAGCGCGCUCGCCCGGCCCAAGAGGCGCAAGGAGGACUUCAUCGCGCUGUGGGGCCACUUCCAGGCGCGCGCCACGCAGGCGCUGGACCGCGCUCAGCAGGCGCUCAGCCAGACGCUCAGCCAGCCCAGCGAGAUCGCCACGGACGCCCCUAUCCCGGACGUCGACGCGGAGGUGGAGGGAGACGGACAGGGCAACUCGGUGCUCCGCCGGCACGAGGCCCCGGACGCGCCAGCCUCCCCGUCGGGCCCCGGGGCCGCACCCGAGGACGACCUCGACGAGGAGCGCGCGGCCAAGGGCGGGUACGACGCCACCGGCACCACCGGCAUGCCCGUGAUCCUGUGGACGUCCGAGCUGACCGCCGCCAACGUGGUUGAGAAGUACCUGGACAAGGACAGGUACGUGAUCCAGCUGUGGCUGCGAGCGGGCGAUCCCCUCGCCAGGGACCUGGUCUCCAAGGGCUACCGAGUGAUCGUAUCAACGAAGGACGCCUGGUACUUGGAUCACGGCUUUGGCAACUGGAAAGGCAACUCGACCUCGGGGUACGGCUACCACCCCUGGCAGGUGGCGUACGACAACGACCCGCUUUCCGGACUGGAGGGGCUGAGCGGUGCAGCCCGACAAGUGCUGGGCGGGGAGGCUGCCAUGUGGGGCGAGCAGGCCGACCAGAGUGGCGCCAGCACCAAGACCUGGCCGCGGGCCGCCGCGGUGGCGGAGCGGCUGUGGUCCGGCUCAGCGGCCGGCACCUGGACGGCGGCGAGGAUCCGAUUCGUGCGUCACCGGGACAGGAUGGCGCGGCUGGGCACGCCGUCGGAGGCCGUGCAGCCCGAGUGGUGCACCCAUCACGAGGGCCAGUGCUACUGACACCCGGCUCACCUGCCUAUGGUAUAGGCCCUACAGAUCUAGUCGCGCCGACACGGCGGCGGAGCCACCCGACGGCCUGGAACUGCUUUGAUCUCACUAAGAUGUAACGAACGCUGCGGUGUUUGUUUUUUUGUAUUUUCUAUACUAUCGAAACUGUUAUUUUUGUACAAAUAUCAUAGAAUAAACUUAUGAGGUUAAAA
Molecule: messenger RNA, 1202 nt
Organism: Frankliniella occidentalis (western flower thrips)
Lineage: Eukaryota; Metazoa; Arthropoda; Insecta; Thysanoptera; Thripidae
Product: chitooligosaccharidolytic beta-N-acetylglucosaminidase-like
Exons: 5
Coding region: 16-1002 (328 amino acids)
Biological process (GO): glycosaminoglycan metabolic process; carbohydrate metabolic process; ganglioside catabolic process
Cellular component (GO): membrane
Molecular function (GO): beta-N-acetylhexosaminidase activity
Source: RefSeq, a predicted model, not a curated record